Molecule: messenger RNA, 306 nt
Organism: Cotesia congregata
Lineage: Eukaryota; Metazoa; Arthropoda; Insecta; Hymenoptera; Braconidae
Source: the annotation of a GenBank genome assembly
AUGUCAGGAAACAACCAAAGAAUUUUCCAGACUGGAAAAUCCUGGAGGAUCAUCUUUAUUAUAGAAGAUCCGAUCCCCUUAAGGAGAUCCUGGGUGACGAGGAUGAAGUGGGCCAAAAGGGUACAGCGUCUUGAUGAGCUCAGGCAUAAAAUUGAAUCUGUUAUGAGAAAGGAAAACGAGCGACAAGAAAAAUACCACGGGACUGAUUUAAAAAUCCCGGAGGUCUCUGUCGGGGACAAGGUUUAUUAUCCUAAUCGAAAGCUGAGUAACAAAGCGGCUGGAUACAUCGCGGGGUUAAAUAUUUAG